This is a messenger RNA of Sphenostylis stenocarpa, 1797 nucleotides long. NCBI's taxonomy places the organism in Eukaryota, Viridiplantae, Streptophyta, Magnoliopsida, Fabales, Fabaceae. The record is from the annotation of a GenBank genome assembly.
AUGGAAUUCUCCACAGCAUAUGGGAGAGGUGAUGAAAUUAGUUGGGGAAGCAUGAAAGGGUUUUCCCUCCAAGUCCUUACAGGGAGGUGGUUCAUGAUGUUUUCUUCAUUUAUGAUCAUGUCAAUGUCAGGAGCAAGCUACAUUUUUAGCCUAUACUCCCAGGAAAUCAAGUUAGUUCUUGGUUAUGACCAAUCCACUCUCAAUCUAUUAAGCUUCUUCAAGGACUUGGGAGACACCACAGGCAUUCAUGCAGGCCUAAUCUAUGAGGUCACACCUCCUUGGUUUAUCUUGACAAUUGGUGGGGUUCUCAACUUUUCUGGGUACUUUGUGAUUUGGCUUGUUGUCACCAGCAAAAUUGCAAAGCCCCAAGUGUGGCAGAUGGGCUUGUACCUCUUCAUUGGAGCCAAUUCUCAUUGUGCAACCAACACUGGAAUUCUUGUGACCAGUGUAAAGAACUUCCCUGGUAGCAGAGGCAUUGUCUUAGGCCUUUUGAAUGGGUAUAUAGGUUUAAGUGCAGUAAUAAUUACUCAGCUAUACUAUGCCUUCUAUGGAAAUGACUCCAAAUUCUUCAUUUUGCUCAUGGCAUGGCUACCAACUGCUACAGAUUUUUUGUUCCUUCCAGUUAUCCGAAACCAUCAGAGUAUUCAACAGCCAAAUGACACCAAAGCUUUCUACAAGUUCCUCUAUUUGACAUUUGUCCUUGCAGGGUUCCUCAUGUAUGUAAUUGUAGUACAACAAAUUUUCACUUUCUCUCAGAGUGAAUAUUAUGUUACUACCACUGUGAUUCUUCUUUUGCUCAUCCUUCCACUUGCUGUUGUUAUUGUGGAAGAACACAAGAUUUGGAAGAGUAAGCAAGAAAACAUCAAUAGGGAAGGUAGUCAAAAGCUGUUGGCAAAAUCUCAAAAUACAGCUACAGAAAAUCCUUCUCAAGAAAAGUCUUCCCAGGCUCCCCAUACAGGACAAUUUGUCCAAGAAAAAGUCUCCUGUUGGGAAAACAUAUUCAGCCCACCAGAAAGAGGUGAAGAUCAUACAAUACUUCAAGCCACUUUUAGCCUUGACAUGGUGCUUCUCUUGUUAACUUCUAUAUGUUCACUUGGUAGCUACCAGACCAUGGUAAACAACUUGAGUCAAAUUGGAAUUUCAUUAGGAUAUCCUGCACAUGCCAUAACCACAGUUGUCUCUCUUACGUCCAUUUGGAUCUAUUUCGGUAAGGUCGUUCAAGGGGUUAUCUCAGAAUUUAUCAUUGACAAACAUAGAGUCCCUAGGCCUCUCAUGCUCACAUCAUUGCUUUUAUUAUCUUGUGUUGGCCAUCUUUUAAUUGCCUUCAAUGUCCCAAAUGGUCUCUAUGUAGCCUCAAUUGUUAUUGGGUUCUGCUUAGGGGCUAACUGGCCAUUACUCCAUUCCAUUAUAUCUGAACUUUUUGGCCUCAAACAUUAUUCAACAUUAUACAAUGUUGGAUCACUAGCAAGUCCAAUUGGGUCAUACUUGCUCAAUGUGGGGGUUGCAGGGUAUCUCUAUGACAGGGAAGCCAGAAGCCAAAUGGAAGCUAUGGGACAAAAGACAAGCCCAGGAGAGGAGCUGAACUGCAAAGGGGAGGACUGCUACAAGUUAGCAUUCAUUUUAAUGACUGCAGUUUGCUUGUUUGGGGCACUUCUGUCACUCAUUUUAGUCUUUAGGACUGUACAAUUCUACAAAAGUGACCUAUACAAGAAAUUCAAAGAAGCUAAAACUGAUGAAACUGAAACGGGUGAGUCUUACAACAGCAUUGGAUCAUCAUCAGCUGCAAAUGAAGACUAG